Messenger RNA from Hippopotamus amphibius kiboko, 748 nucleotides. RefSeq names its product cytochrome c oxidase assembly protein COX16 homolog, mitochondrial. Lineage: Eukaryota; Metazoa; Chordata; Mammalia; Artiodactyla; Hippopotamidae. Gene Ontology annotation, biological process: mitochondrial respiratory chain complex IV assembly. Gene Ontology annotation, cellular component: mitochondrial inner membrane. The record is from RefSeq and is a predicted model, not a curated record.
AUGUUACUACGGGUCGACUGCUCUCGCCCGGCGGAGACCUAUAUGGACGGACCCUGCGCUGGGAGGCCAAGGAAAGGAGGUGAGUCAAGGACGUCCUCGUCGGGACCCCAAGCCACCGCGACUCGCGAGGCCACGCUGGCCUGUUUGGCUGGGCGUCCCAGCGGGUCGGAGAGUUCAGUCAUGUUCUCCCAGGCGGUGAUGCGCGCCCUGCGGAAGAAUAAGACCCUUCGCUACGGAGUCCCCAUGUUGUUGCUGAUUGUUGGAGGUUCGUUUGGUCUUCGUGAGUUUUCACAAAUCCGUUAUGAUGCUGUGAAGAUUAAAAUCGAUCCCGAGUUAGAAAAAAAACUGAAAAUGAAUAAAGUGUCAUUGGAAUCAGAGUAUGAGAAAAUAAAGGACUCCACUUUUGAUGACUGGAAGAAUAUUCGAGGACCCAGGCCUUGGGAAGAUCCUGACCUCCUCCAAGGACGAAAUCCAGUAAUCCUUGAGACUAAGACACCUUGAUUAUGCUCAUUUUUUUUUAAAUAAAAAUGUUAUCAACUGGAAUUUCCACUCUAUACUCCUAUCCAGUGGAAAGAAGAUUUCAGACCUGCAGAAGCCUGGAUGGGAAUAAUUUGAUGACAAGUACUCUUGAUAAAAAGUCAAGUAUAGGUUUUUAUACUUCCCGACUCUUCCAUUUGCAAAUGAAAGUAACAAUGUUGAUCGCAUACAUUUUUCCUGCUCAAUAAAAAUGUGAAUACUGCUAUUUAAA